This is a messenger RNA of Oppia nitens, 1645 nucleotides long. RefSeq names its product acetylcholinesterase-like. The record is from RefSeq and is a predicted model, not a curated record. The coding region runs from base 1 to 1584 and encodes 527 amino acids. Lineage: Eukaryota; Metazoa; Arthropoda; Arachnida; Sarcoptiformes; Oppiidae. Gene Ontology annotation, molecular function: cholinesterase activity. The transcript has 5 exons.
AUGGUGAUUAAUAGUAAUAAUGUUAGCGCUGUUGAUAUUAAUACAACAUCGGGUGUCGUACGCGGACAGACCAUUCAUAUACAAACUACACUAUUGGACGCUAAGAUUGAUCAAUGGUUAGGCAUACCAUAUGCCGAACCACCUGUCGGUGACCUAAGGUUUACAUAUCCAGUGUCCUAUAAAUACAGAAAAGAUAUUAUCGACACUACAAAACCUAAAAACUCUUGUAUGCAAAUAUCAACACCCAUUGAACACCGUAUAUAUGGAAACCUGACGUUCAGUGAGGACUGUUUGUUCAUCAAUAUAUGGAGACAGACACCACCGUCUGAACACAUUGACUCACCACUAAACCCGGUUAUGUUUUGGAUACACGGAGGCGGACUAAAUACUGGUUCAAUAUUUUCCCGAACAUACAACGGAUCGGCACUGGCAGCACAGGGAGUAGUGGUUGUGUCGGUUAACUAUCGGUUGGGAAAGUUAGGAUUUAUGUACGGCGCCAGUGAUGAGGCACCGGGUAAUGUCGGUCUAUACGAUCAACUGUUGGGUCUGAAAUGGGUCAGAGAUAAUAUACACAGGUUUGGUGGCGACAAAGAUCGGGUGACAAUUUUCGGACAGUCAGCCGGCAGUUGGUCAGUGAUGUCGCACAUACUGUCGCCACUGUCCAAAGGGUUGUUCCAGAGGGCUAUUCUCGAAAGCGGUGCACUGAUGUUCAAUAAGGACAGGGAUGUAAUCAGCAAACAGGAGGCACUGCAAGCAUCGCGUGAAAUGGCCGAUACAUUAAACUGUACCGAUGACGGACAAUGGGUACAGUGUUUGCGUCGGGUAUCGCCCGAUGAGUUGCUCAAACAUAACGGUUUUCUAACGCAACCGAUAUUUGAUAGCCAAUUCCUACCGUUUAGGACACAGUCGGCAUUAGCUAAAAACCUAUACAAUUCAGACAUUGAUCUGUUGGCCGGUGUAACCGCCGACGAAGGUCAGGGACUAUUGACUUCUCUAAUCAAUCCCAAUGAUACCGUUACGGCUGAUGUAUUCAAAAUGUAUGUCAAACUAGUGAAUUCAGUGUUUCAUAACAUAGAUGUGGAAACUGUUAGCGAGUUUUAUUUGAAAUCUAUUAACCGAACCGAUUCACGGGCACUGAAACAUCGUUUCGGCGAUUUGGCCGGCGAUCUGAUGCUCAAAUGUCCCACUUAUUUGUUUGCCAAACAACUGGCCAGACAGCGACAACCGGCAAACAAUGUCUACUUCUAUGAGCUGACCUAUGCUAGCGAUCUGUUUGAACGGCUAAACAAUUGCGAUCCAGUAGUCGAUGGCGUAUGCCAUUCGGCGGACAUACCGUUUGUCUUUGGACUACCCUAUCUGUAUCCGGAAGGCUAUGAAAAAGAGGACUAUUAUUUUACCCGUUGGUCAAUGAAAUGGUGGACCGAUUUUGUUAAAAAUGGUGUACUGGACAACGAUUGGGCUCAAAUGUUGGGUCCGGGCAAUGUGACCAAGGUAAAAAAUUGGAACCCCCUGGACCUGACCAAAAUUAUGCAACACGUGUUUGACGACACGUGCGACGGUGUUUGGCAAUCAUAUUAUUUAUAGAUUUUUUUUAUUUAACGUAUAAAAUAAAUUAUGAAAUCUAACUAAAAUAUAUUUAAUAGUA